Messenger RNA from Hydatigera taeniaeformis, 570 nucleotides. The record is from the annotation of a GenBank genome assembly. Lineage: Eukaryota; Metazoa; Platyhelminthes; Cestoda; Cyclophyllidea; Taeniidae.
AUGCAAACGUACCCAUCUCAGUUCGGUCGACGAUUGCGUACGCUGGACAUACGCAAAGCCUCUCUACCCACAAACACCAUUGCUAUCGCCGAUGCCUUACUUCCUCUCUAUCCCGACUCCGUGGAGCACGGUCUGAUCAAACGCCUGAUUGGCGAACUCUCCCUAACCGACAUUAAUUGGCUCCUCUAUCGUUGCGAACGCGAGGAAAAUGUGCCAGGGCUUCAUCGCACCCCUUACUACGUUCCACGUUACGGUGAUCUCGUAUUCUGCGGCCUGCAGGGUAUUGUUUCGGUGAUGCGCAACGUGGCGCAGCAUAAUGACCUGGGGCACCCUGUGUGUAAUCAUCUGCGCGAGGGUUUGUGGCUCCUUGAUUACCUCUAUCAACGAAUUAGCGCUCAGGAUCCUUCGCGGCCCUCAAAACAGUUAGACGCAUUGUCAAGGGCGCUGAAGCAACUCUUCCAGCCUAUCUAUGAUCUACCGAAGUACUUGGUACCGGCAAACUUUGGAAUGCUGGUUGGAUGUCUUUAUCAGACUGUCAUGGAGGAGGUGAGCCGAUGGGAUACACGUUGA